Molecule: messenger RNA, 594 nt
Organism: Colletotrichum truncatum
Lineage: Eukaryota; Fungi; Ascomycota; Sordariomycetes; Glomerellales; Glomerellaceae
Source: RefSeq, a predicted model, not a curated record
AUGGUGCUUCUUACGUCUUCUCAAGUCUCAAUCCUUCUGUCCUCGGCCAUAGUCAUCUCUUGUACGGCCGCCCUUUUCCUCAGCGGCUAUGUCAUUCAGCAGCGUACUCUCAACCAGCUGCGUGCCGCCAUCAAACCCGACCGGGACCCACGGCCUUCCCCCAAGACAUCCUACUUUGUGCCCGACCACCUCAAAGACCUCACCGGGAAGGGCAAGAAUGUUCCACUGUACGGAGGCGCGGGGGAGAAAGGACAGGUCAUUAUCGAAGUGAACCCGACGCUGCCCAAGCAGCAGCAACAGCCGAAGAAGCUUGCCGGCCAGAAGAAAACAGGAUGGACUUCCGAUUUAUGGCAGAAGAUGAUGCCUUCGUCCGAUAAGGAAGAUGCAGGCGUCAGCAAGGAGGACUUGGACAAGAUGGACGAGAGGGAGAGGAACAUUCAAGGAUGGAACGUUAAAGACCAGAAGCACCCUGACCCGGAGGUGGCAAGCGAGAAGCCCAUCAGCCGCGCCGAGAGGAGGAAGCUGAUCAAGGAAGAGAUCAAGCGUUUGUCGCAAGGGGAGGAACCAGUUUACUACCAACGACGAUUGUGGUAA